GGGCCUCAUUCGAUGUCUUGACAUCCAAUUGGAAAGAAGUGCGUAGCGUGAAUUAUUUUUCUCCCCUGGCGUGUGCCAGAUUGUACCGUACCAAUGACGGAUUAAUUCCGGGGUUUUUGGUGUAAAUUUCUAGGUUUUCAGCAAAAAAAAAAAAAAUACGUUAGUUUAGUUGCCCGCAGUGUUUAGUGCAUUUUGAGGUGAUUCAAAGUCACGGCAAAGAUUAAUUUAAACGUAAGAAAGAGCACAAUCUUAUUCAGAGUCGCGAAAUGUCCUCGCAUCAGCUGGAUCCCGAUCUGGUGGAGAAGGCAAUUGGAUUCCAUGGAUUGCCGCUACAAAAAAUAUGGGAAGGAGAACGCGGCGAUGCCGAUCUGAGUCGCAUUGGCGUAACCAAUCCGGACUAUUCCGUGUACCAGUCGCGGCAAAAGACUCUCACCUUCCACGACCGUGCCAAGCGAUUCAAGUUACAUCAGUUCAUUUCUAAGAAAGCGGAUAUUUUGUAUGAUAGUGCAUUAACACAACAAUCGACGAGAGGUCGAAACGAAAGACGGCGCCCCGGCGAUUUUCAGCAGUGUGAAAAGUUUUGUAUUCCUCCGAUUGAUGCAUUCAUGGACGUAGAGACGGUCGAUAAAGUCAAUCAUUUUCUGCAGACUGCGAGACCGGGCGACGUAGUGUACGGCAUUGUGGCCAAUAAGACACUUCAAGGAAUCAUUUUCAAAGUGUUGCUAUCGCUCGGAAAUACUUGCUGUUUUAUAAAUAGCAGCUCAAUCAAGGCUUACGUCUCAAGUAACUAUCUAGUGCCAGUGUACGACCGCGCUGGUGUCCCUCGUAGCUUUACGACUAGCGAUCUCAUAUGUUGCGAAGUGGCUUCUGCUCAACCGGAUGCGAGAAAACUGGUCUGUACUAUGCAGCGCACUAUGCUGAGUCGCGCGCCCAGUACUAUCAAUUAUGGACUUAUUUCUACUGAAGAUCUUCCGCAAGUAUACAACCUUGCAGCCACAAAGGAGCUUCUAGACUACGAGUACUAUCUGAACAAGUCGCCGUCUUUCAAUGACCCCCAAGCCAUUGGGAGUUUGAUGCAAGAACUUGGACUAAGUGGGAACGAGUUCUACACCAAUAUGUCGAGUUUGAAAGGCAAAUUUGCUCAACAGGAAUAUGCAGGCGAACUUCGAAAUUCCCAAGCAAGCAAAUGGGCGUUUAGAUCUGUUGCGGAGGGUAUUGAACACUUCAAGGAAGGGCGCCACAGCGAAGCGUUUCAGUGUUUGAAUAAGGCGCUCAGCAUUGAUCCGCGCAACAUCGAGGGUUUGGUGGCACGAGGAGCGUUGUACGCCAAUAGUGGAUCUUUCAAAAAGGCGGUCGACGAUUUCGAGAUGGCGUUAAAGAUAAAUUCGUCUCAUGCCAAUGCCCGCAAGUAUAUGGGUGAAACGCUGGUGGCACUGGGAAGAAGCUACGAAGAGGAGAGCCGUUUCGACGAAGCCAAAAAAGCGUACCAGGAUUGCCUGAACAUUAUUCCGCACCACGAGGAAGCGCAGAAUUCGUUGGAUUUUCUCAAAUCGAAGACAUACAACAAGCAGAUUGUUGCCCCAAAUGAGCUAGAAUUGCCCGCAUUGAAUAUCCCCAAGUCUUCGACACACGAUCGCCACAAGCAGGAAGCGGACACAUCCGGUGUCAGUGGCUCCAAGCGGGACGGCUCUGAGUCUCGGAAAGACAAGAAGGGUAGCAAAAAGCAGGACAAGAAAAAACGACACAAGAAACACCACAGCAGCUCAAGCGAUUCGAGUUCGAACAGUUCCGAUUCCAGCGAUUCAAGUUCGGAUUCUGAUAGCAGCAGCAGCGAUUCGUCAUCUAGUUCGGAUUCUUCGCGCUCGUCGAGGCCUAAGAAGCGUGGCAAGCGCAGCAAAAAUGAGAAGAAGCCGAAAUCACUGUCCCCACUCAGCAAGCGCAUGUCGGCCGGGAUGGGCAACGAAGGCCGUGCAAUGGAAGUACCGUUUUCAUUGGGCAAUCAACCCACACAUAGUCAUCCGCCUGCUGGUGCGGAUGAUUAUGAGUUGAAGGUGCGAAAGUUUUUGGACAUGCCCCGCGAUGAGGAUGACUACGAGGAAAAGGUUCGUCGCUUUGUAGCAGAGGCGGCCAAGUAUCAGAAAGAACGUAAAGCACAAGAGGAAAAAACCAAGAAGAAAAAGAAGAAGGAAGAGAAGAAAGCCAAGAAGGAAAGCAAGAAAAAGCGCAAAUCUGAAGAUAAGAAAAAAUCGAAAAAGAAGGAUAAGGACGACGAUGUGCUAAAUAACGACAAAUUGAAGGAAGCGUUAAAGAUUUUUGAAAAUUUUCCUGUCUUGGAUGAGCUUGGCACCAAACUGUCGGAAUAUUAUUCAAAGCUGGAAAAUCAAGGAGCAGGGCCUAGCGGUAUGGCUUCGGUUAUGUCUUCACUGUUGACGAAAGGAUCGAAGAAAGAUGGCUCAAAACCCGAGAAACCAGAGGAAACUAAGGUUUCUUUGAAAACUCAAGACGUUGCAAAAGAGCGCUCGGAGAAAGAGACUAAAUGGCGGAUGAUGUUUAAUAAAGAUGAGAGGGCAACUGUAAAAGAGCCAAAAGAACCAAGCAAAAGCUUUGUUCCGAAGCAGUAUGCCUUUUCGAAUGAGUCAGAUGAAGAAUCACUUGGCGUGUUUCAAAUGCAACAACAUCAAGCUCAGUUGCAACAAAAAGCUAGCCAGAGGACGUCUCGUUAUGAUGAGGACAAAAAUAGAAGAAGACCUCCUACUCCGGAAAAACCGAAACCUGCAGUCUCACAAAUAGCACCUGUUAAAUCUGGCCCGGUUGUCUUGGACAAGUUUGGUAACUUUAGACUUGCAAAUGCGGACGAUGCUGCUAAACCACCGGAGCCUUCUGGGCCGCCUCGUAGAUCCCGUAGUAGAUCUCGUGGUCGUCGUUAUGGCAGUUCAAGCCGUUCUCGAUCACAAAGCCUUAGAAGGCGUUCUCGUUCUGGAAGUUUCAGGCGUCGUUUCAGUCGUUCUAGGUCACGAUCCUUCAGUCGAUCGCGGUCACGGUCUUACUCGAGGAGCCGUUCACGAUCACGUAGCUUCGAACGGCGUCGAUUCGAUCGUCGUGGCUAUCGUGGUAGAGGUGGAUUUCAUGAUCGACCCUAUGGUAAUCGCUUCCACCGGGGUGGUUUCAUGAAUCGCCGAGGCGGUUUUAGAGAUUUCCGUGACAACAAUCGCGGAGGAUUCCGUGACCGCCCUUUCCGAAAUCGUUUCCGAGGAAGAUUUCAGCGAUCUUUCAGUCGUAGCACAAGCAAAUCACCCGAUCGCAUUCCGGUGAGCCCGACUGAGCGCCACCGGCGGGAUCGUUCUCGUGAACAGGAACGAGAUCGUUCUCGUGAAAGAAAUUAUGAACCUAAGCGUUCGAAGGAACAUGAACUUCCGAAGAUGAAGGAAAAGAAGGAUGAAAAACCAUCUACCGAAGAAGCUAGCACAUCAUUUGCAGCUAACGAGAUUGAAGGAAGAUGGGCUGACAAGAAGGAAAGUGAAGAGAGAGAUCCUCCACCACCUGGAGCAGAAGAUACCUCUCUAGAAGACAUAGAGAGGACGCUUGAAAAAGCACGAAAGGAAAAAAAGGAAGAAAUGAUGGAGCGGAAUAAGGACAUUUUGAAGAAAACUGCUGACCCGUAAACUAUCACCAUUUUUAGCUUUAGAUUUGGUUGAAGCUUCUCAUACAAAGAACAUAAAGAUACGUGAACUAAUGCAUAUUCAAACCCAAUUUCUUAUUCCACUCUUCUUGUAACAGGAACAAUAUACCGCAUCAAUAAAACAUCUAAUAACUAAUA
Messenger RNA from Aedes aegypti (yellow fever mosquito), 3817 nucleotides. RefSeq names its product tetratricopeptide repeat protein 14 homolog. Gene Ontology annotation, molecular function: protein binding. The coding region runs from base 267 to 3662 and encodes 1131 amino acids. The transcript is spliced from 11 exons. Lineage: Eukaryota; Metazoa; Arthropoda; Insecta; Diptera; Culicidae. The record is from RefSeq and is a predicted model, not a curated record.